Fusarium fujikuroi IMI 58289 is the source of this 5571-nucleotide messenger RNA. Its product is annotated as related to bck1-like MAPKKK (ask1). Gene Ontology annotation, molecular function: protein kinase activity; ATP binding. Bases 1 to 5571 code for a protein of 1856 amino acids. NCBI's taxonomy places the organism in Eukaryota, Fungi, Ascomycota, Sordariomycetes, Hypocreales, Nectriaceae. The transcript is spliced from 4 exons. Gene Ontology annotation, biological process: protein phosphorylation. The record is from RefSeq and is a predicted model, not a curated record.
AUGAAGGGUAGCGAUAGCUUGCGACGGGUUAACCGUCCCGCUGCCAAUUUCGACCUACCACCAGCUCAGGCCCAGGCUCAGGCACAGGCCCAGGCGCAACAGCAGGCUCUUCGGUCUCAAUCUCAGCCUCAAGAGCCCAUCUUGGGAUCUAUAACCUCGACGAGCCCAGAAUUCACCACUUCUUCGCUCCAUUCUCAGUCUCAGUCUCAGUCUCUCUCGACCGCCAGGUUCCGUUCCUCUUCGAGACCCAGUCUUCAGGACCUAGUCCCUGUCGCCGGGACUCCAAAGCCAACCGUCCACGACCAACCUCCAGCCUAUGCCCUGUCGUCCUCAUCCUCCUUGACGGGGCCGUCCUCUUUUUCCUAUCCUCCAGCGCAUCCAACUGCUGGCGCCGCAACGAUACAUGUCCGUACAACCCAUACACAUCCGCAUACGCACACACAUACUGCCCCGGCGGCUGUCAAUCGACCCCGGCCCCUGGGCCCAUCCUCCUCCGACAUAGCGACUGCAGAGCAGGCUCACUUCCUCCACCCUGUCUCAUCUGCCUCGAGCUUACGUCCAAGGUCUUCCACCACUAGCGCCACUGCUGCUGCUGCUGCUGUCUCCCCGUCUCCAUCGCAUACACCAGAUCCUCUUCUUCGACAACACACCUCGCCGCCGUCUACCGUCGACAACAACUCUGCCCACUUUGUUCCUCGAGGCGGGUUGCCCCCCGCGCCGUCCAUCAUGUAUCCGGCAGGCCAGAGGCAUGUCUCGGGCGCCGAUCCCACACGACCAUUCCAGGUCCCUCCGCCGCCGCCGCCGCCGCCCCCCAUGGGAGCUCCGAAUGCCGGCCAAAUGGGCCCCUCCGGCGUCGCGAUACCCCCACCACCCGGUCCGCCCCCGGCGAGUGCUCUCGGCCAGCAGCCUCCGUGGCACGGCGCCUUUGGGCGCAUGUACGACGGACGGCCAGGAUACAUCCCCCCGCCGCCGCCCGGUCAGCACCAGCCGUACAACCCAAAGUUACACGCUCAGAUCGCUGCUGGGCAAACAAUCUCUAUCCCUCCACCUCCUCCGCCGAAUGAGGCCAUGAGUGCGACCUAUAUACCGCAGGGCGACACUUACGGAGAGGGAGUUGGUAUCCCCGCCUUUGGACUGGAAGACCCAACCCUGACUGUCAACUCGCAGACAUCGCGGCCAGUGACAACGCCGCAGAGCGGAACUGACACAAAUGCCACAACGCCCAUGGACGAGGCCACGAGGGAACGCCUCUAUUCUGCCACUAACGCCCAGCCGCGCGGCACAUCCAAUUCUUCAAACGCCACUCCUCCCAGCUCGAUCCCACCGGAAAUCGCUGCCCAGUGGCCCCUCGAUACGGUUCUGAUUUGGUUAGCCCAGAACCAGUUCUCCAAAGACUGGCAGGAAACCUUUAGGGCACUCAACCUGCACGGAGCGCAAUUCCUCGAGCUCGGAAGUGGCCACGGUGGGCGUGGUAAUUUUGGUAUGAUGCAUCAGCAGGUGUAUCCAAGGCUUGCCCAGGAGUGCACCAACAGCCGAACCGGCUGGGAUCAGCCCCGUGAGCGAGAGGAGGGCAAGCGAAUGCGAAGACUAAUUCGAAGUAUUGUCACCGGUCGACCAGCUGAUGUGUCUAAAGUUUCAACGGCCCACGGCCGUAAAGAAUCCCUCAAUGGCGGACAUGGGAACAACCUACCAAGCGCUGGAACCGAUCCCAUGGAUUCGCCAAAUACACCUCUCAAUGCCCCUGGCCCUGGCUUUAGUGGUCGCAGGUUCUCUCAGACCAGAUCUACUACAUUACCCAACAGUGUCAGUGGGUCCAACAUCAGCUCUGAGUCUAACCACCGUAAUAUUCUCAAACAUGUCGAUACGGAUGGUGCGCGCCGUCAUAGUCCUAAUGUUAGCGAGUCGAGCGAGGCCACGUUCCGUGGCCCUGCUGCGCGCUCAGCGAGUCCAACAGGCAGCCCAGGCAUACCUCCGGCGCUUUUUACAUCGACGACGACACCUAUUCUCUCACAAUCUCCUAACACAAUAAAAGCUGGGCACCGUUCAAGAAGCAGCAUGGAUUCCGUUGCUUCUGUCGCAGCCAUAUAUGGAUCCGGAGUACCGACAGAUGCCGCCAACUUACUUAGCCGGAACAUGAACCUGGGAGAAGUUGUUCAUGGGCGUAAUCAUGAUAUCCGAUCUCGGCACUCGCCUUCAGAAGGAGGGGAGAGGUCAGCAGGCGCAGAGACACCCGCUUCGGCCAAAGAUUCCAAGAGCUUCCUGAGCUUCUUAUCCAGGAAAAAGAGACAAACCAAGGAUGAUGGUGCAUACCCAUCACCUGAAGAGAUGGAAGCUUCCCCAACUUCACCACAAGGAUCUAUCCGCCCGGUAGGCUUGGGCGUUCGAGGAACCAAUGGCAGCGAUACUAAUCUUGAGCUUGCUGGCUCAACGCUGGGUAGUUAUGAUGACAGGAACGGCCAUGCUCUACGACCAAGGAGAAUCAGCCCCGUAAGGACCUACGUCCUGGCCACCAUGGAUUACUGGAACUACCGAAUGUGCGACAUCACGGAAGCAGAGACAGCAGCGGAAGUCCGUCAAGUUAUCUGCAUGCAUCUUGGCCUUGGCGACUUUGAAAAUUCUCACAUUUAUCUUACAGAAGUUGGCAAGUUUGAACAUGUGGAUCCCCUAGACGACUCGAGCCUUGUUACCGUCAAACGAGCAAAGGGUGACCCUCUUGGGACACUUAAAUUCUUCGUGACACCCCCAGGAGUUGCCCCCAUUUCCAGUCUUGCCGCUAAAGCUGAGGUCCCUGUAUCCUUGUCUCCCGGUUAUCUCCCACCAGGAACCACUGCUGAGGAUGCCCAACGAAAUAGCAGACAGCGAUCCAGUUCAUCGCCCCCCACCUCGCGUUCUAAUACAUUGACAGACGAGAAGACUGAGGAUAAGGUAGCCAGAGAGGCAAGCUCAUAUAGAGCUGAAAUGGAGAGAAAGCAGCGUGAGUAUCUGGCCAAGAGGAAACAAGCAGCGAUGAAAGGUAGUCCUUCAGAAACACUUGGACCUGGCAUCGUCGGCCGGAAUGUCGAUUUCGACCAACCUCGAGAGUCGCCGUAUGAGGACAAGCGGCCAGAGCAACUCUUCCCCCAAAGACGACCUCCAGCUCCACCAAGCGAUCCUUCUGCGACGUUGAUCAAGGCGAACUCGCUAAGCAGAAAGACUGGAGCCAGCAUGCGCGCAUCAAGUAGCAGUCUUGAGGGAUAUCCAACACCACGACAUCCGACCGAGAGUGAGAUGACAGAGAAGUCCAGGAGAUCCAAGGGAACAUCACAGCCAGCUGCAGGUCCUGCUGGUAUUGGGGCAGCCCUUGCAGGUAUGGGUAGAAACUUGAGCGCUAUUGGACAAUCUGCCAAGAAUACUCGUGGCUCUUCUCCCUCCCGAUCCUCAACACAAUCAGUUCCUGGAGGUAAGGACACCUUCUCUAGCGUCGACACUCCUCAACCAAGCUUGGGUCGAGAUAGUCCCAGUGCAAUAGCAACACCAAAUGCCGUGACCUGGAGCAAGAAGAACUUGCCCUUUAUUGUGCCGGACUACUCGUCCAGCCAAUCACCUAUGCUAAGCCCUAAUCUUGAAGCUGCACCAGAAGCUAAAAUCUUUGAAACAGUCCCGAGGGCAACAUCUCCUACUGGUAUGAGCCCCAACUCGAGACGUACAAGGGGUACUUUCGCCCCAGACCAUGCGUCACCUCCAAAACGACGUGCAACCCAUGGGCCAGAUCCAGACUUUGAGGACUCGGAUGUCCAAUUUUCGAAGCCUGCUCCCGCACCACCAGUUGACGAUGAUAGCGGGGAUGAUUCGGAUGACGGGCUCUUUGCCAUCCCUCUUGCCAAUCGAAACAAGGGCAAGGGUGCCACUGCGAAUGGUGAUGCAAACGGUCACAACAAGCGUCCUAGUCUGACGGUUAAUACGGCGCGCUCCAGGAAGGGCCUCUCAGUUGCCUUUACAUCGCCCAAGUCAUAUGGCAGUAGCGUGACUCCUGACAGUAACGAAGAUUCCCGACAAAAGCCGACUACUCCCCGUUCCGAAACGUGGGAAUCGGAAGACAAGGACAAAGACAGUAAACUGGGCCGGCGAAAGUCGUUCAUCGAGAAGGAUGUGUGGGCUAAUCGCCCUCCAACGGACGCCCUUAUCAAUAACCUUGACGACUUCUUCCCCAACCUGGAUCUUGAUCAACCUGUUCUUGAUGAACCUGGCGAGGGUGGACUGCCACCAUCUCCAAUUGCCGAGGGCACAGAAACCACAUCUGAUCAAGGGCCAUCCCAGCCGGCAGUGUCGAGCCAUACUCAGCAAGCACCGCCUGCAGCAAUUCCGCCAUCCCGGCAACCAUCUCUAUACAAUGAAAACGAUACUCUUGGCUCCGAUGAGUCGACCCUCAAAGCCCUCGAUCAACAGCGGCCCACUUCUGUGGCUGCAAGGAGUAUUCGGCGCUCAGGCGGUCUCGGUCGAAUGAAGUCCAUUCGAGAAGUCGCCCGAGGCGCUCACGAGGCCAACAAGCGAACCAACUCAACUAACCAAGGACCGUCGUCAGGCAACAUUAUGCGCCGGAAGAGCACGAAGAUGUUCAACGCCAACAUUGUACAAAUCCGACCAGAUAGGCGUGGCAGUGUCAUAAUGCCACAGAUUCCUCAAGAUACAGUGCCAAAGCGACAGACGACAUUCAGGUGGUUCAAGGGUCAGCUCAUCGGCAAAGGUACUUACGGCCGAGUGUACCUCGGUAUGAAUGCCACUACAGGAGAGUUCUUGGCUGUGAAAGAGGUCGAGGUGAACCCCAAGGCGGCUGGUGGUGACAAGAGCAAGAUGAAGGAGCUUGUUGCGGCUCUAGAUCAGGAAAUCGACACAAUGCAGCACUUGGACCAUAUCAACAUUGUGCAAUACUUGGGAUGCGAGCGAAAGGAAACUAGUAUCAGCAUCUUUCUCGAGUAUAUUUCUGGUGGCAGCAUUGGAUCAUGUCUGCGCAAGCAUGGCAAGUUUGAGGAGUCUGUCGUGUCUUCACUGACAAGACAAACUCUCUCUGGCCUCGCCUAUCUACAUCGCGAGGGCAUUCUGCAUCGCGAUCUCAAGGCCGACAAUAUUCUUCUUGAUUUAGACGGAACGUGCAAGAUCAGUGAUUUCGGCAUCUCCAAGAAGACAGACAACAUUUAUGGCAAUGAUAAAACAAACAACAUGCAAGGUUCGGUAUUCUGGAUGGCCCCAGAGGUCAUUCGGUCCCAAGGCGAAGGCUACAGCGCCAAGGUCGACAUCUGGAGUCUGGGUUGUGUAGUCCUGGAGAUGUUUGCUGGCAAGCGCCCCUGGGCCAAGGAAGAGGCUGUUGGUGCCAUCUACAAGAUUGCUAAUGGCGAGCGACCACCGAUCCCCGAGGACAUCCAGGAUACUCUUGGACCACUAGCCGUUGCCUUUAUGAUGGAUUGCUUCCAAGUAAACCCCUUCGACCGUCCUACAGCGGAUGUGCUCCUGUCGCAGCACCCGUUCUGUGAACUGGAUCCAAACUACAACUUUUAUGACACAGUGCUGUAUCACAAAAUCAAGUCGUUCAAAUAA